Molecule: messenger RNA, 318 nt
Organism: Ostertagia ostertagi
Lineage: Eukaryota; Metazoa; Nematoda; Chromadorea; Rhabditida; Trichostrongylidae
Source: the annotation of a GenBank genome assembly
GUUCGAUUCGCGCUACAAACUCAGAAAGAGCGGAAAGCGGCCAAACCAACGUUUCAAAGCAAGGUAUACAAUUGCCUCGAACGGCCAGCUGGUUGGCGAUGUUUCAUGUAUCAUUUCAGUGUUUUUGUAGUAGUUUUGGUAUGUUUGAUACUCAGUGUUCUCUCAACGGUUGAGCAACACAGCAGAUUUGCUGGUGAACUGCUUUUUUUAUUGGAAAUUUUUCUUGUAAUAUUUUUCGCUAUUGAAUAUUUGUGUACGGUUAUGGGCAGCCGGGUGCCGUUCGAAAUAUCUCGGUUUCUGGGGUCGACUUCGAUUCGC